AUGGGGUGCUCCAGCUCGACGGUUGCGCGCGGCGGCGUAGACAUGUCGGCGCUGCCGGCGCCGGCGCGGCCAGAGAGGCGGCAUAGCCUUCCUUCACGCGCCGCCUCGGCGAUGGGCUCCCUCGGCCUCUGCCGCGGCCGGCACGACGGCCUACACCCCUACACGACGUUGCCGCUCGAAGAGACGGUAAGGGGCGAAGCCCAAUAUGGAGCACCGUCGGCGGAGGCGAAGGCCGCUUCCUUUAGUGGGGAUGCGGCGGCGUGGCCUGCGGAGGGCCGCGCGCCGAUGAAGCUAUCGCCGGCCGGAAUUCUUGAGGGCGCUGCGUCGUCAACGUCGAGCACAGCGCAUUGGACCGCAUCAGCGACUUCGAGCACGCCGCAAUUUUCAGCGUCGCCGAGUUGGUUCCGUGGAGAAUCAUCGUCGUCGCUGCCGCCGCCGGUGCAGUUUGUGGCGCCUGACUUUGAUCCGGCGAUACUGUCCCUGUUCCGCGAGGCCUUGGUGGGACAGUCACCGUCUCACCCGGCGGUUCUCUUCCCAGAGAAUGAGGCCACGACCCCGCGGGAGACGGCCGCCUUGGACGAGGUGGUGCCGCCGGCCACCCGGGACAUGCCGGAGGUGACCGGCUUGGUUCGUGCGCGUGUCGACGAGUUCCACAGGAAGCUGGAGGAGAAGAAGGAGAUGAAGGAGGCGGAGGCCCAGAGCGCCACCCACGACGCCGCGGACGAGGUGGCGGUGCCUCCUCCGAGGAAGGCGGUGGUAGUGUACUUCACCAGCAUCCGCGGCGUGCGCAAGACGUUCGCGGACGGCGCGGCCGUGCGCGCCAUCCUGUUCUCCUACCGCGUGCGCGUGGACGAGCGGGACGUGUCCAUGCACGCCGCCUUCAAGGACGAGCUCCGCAACCUCGUCGGCCUCGCCGCGGGGGCCGGGCACGUGCUCCCCCGCGUUUUCGUCUUGGGCGAUGGCGAGCAGCAGCUCGACCUUGGAGGCGCCGACGAGGUGAGCGAGCUGCACGAGAGCGGCGAGCUCGCUCACGCGCUAGCCGGGUGCGAGACAGUGGCGGCGCACCUCCCCCCAUGCGUCGGGUGCGGUGACUUGCGCUUCCUGCCCUGCGGCACGUGCUCCGGCAGCUGCAAGCUCUUCGCCGGCGACGAGGGUGGGUGCGUGGCUGACAUGUUCGAGGAGUGCACGGAGUGCAACGAGAACGGGCUCAUCAGGUGCCCGGUCUGUUGCCUCUGA
Molecule: messenger RNA, 1236 nt
Organism: Triticum turgidum subsp. durum (durum wheat)
Lineage: Eukaryota; Viridiplantae; Streptophyta; Magnoliopsida; Poales; Poaceae
Source: the annotation of a GenBank genome assembly